Molecule: messenger RNA, 2474 nt
Organism: Plectropomus leopardus (leopard coralgrouper)
Lineage: Eukaryota; Metazoa; Chordata; Actinopteri; Perciformes; Serranidae
Source: RefSeq, a predicted model, not a curated record
CUGUGAUUGGAUAGUUUCACUGGAAGAUUUUUAACAACACAACAAGAGAUACAUGGUAAACCUUAUCAUGAUCAGUGUAACACAGACUUUUUAUAUCCCCUAAUUUUUACAACAAUAACAGGCGCCUGGCACUAGGAGAGACUGAUAAAUAUAUUUAAAUUUUUUUUUUAUUACAUUAGCAGCUGUAAGUCGAUACCUCUCAACUAUUUGACUUCCUUGAUCACUCUGGACAGGCUGCAAACUACUCGAGCUGACAGCUGAUUUCGACGCGCCUCUCGACUGUUCUGCACUUUCUGACAUGGCGUGCAACCUCGCGUCGAAGUUAUUUCGCCCCCCUGUGUUCACACAGCUGGCGUCCCUCAGAUCGGGUUGCGUGUCUCGUGGGAAGGCGGCGGCUGCGGCGGCGGCUGCGGGGAUCAGACACUUGUCCAGCGAUCCGCCACCGGAGAACAUCAGCCGCUACCCAGUCCCAUAUAAGAAAGACCUCCCCUUUGAUAUAGUGGAGCUUAUGGAGGAAGUUGAAGCAAAGGGAGGGUUUUUGCCCAAUGUCUUCAAAGCGCUUUCUCACAGACCAGCAGAGUUCAGAGCCUUCUUUGCUUACUACAAUGAACUCAUGAACAAAGAGACAGGCGGAUUGACCAAGGCAGAUCGUGAGCUGAUUGUAGUGGCUACCAGUAUCCACAACAAGUGCCUUUACUGUGUGGUAUCCCACAGUGCAUUGCAUCGCAUCUACUCCAAGAAACCCACUCUUUGCGACCAGGUCAUUGUUAACUAUGAGAACGCAGAGCUGUCACCUCGUGAGCGCGCCAUGCUGGACUUUGCGAUGGCAGUGUGUCGUGCUGACACCAUCACAGAGCAGCAUUUCAAGUCUUUGGAGGAGGUGGGCUUUGACCGUGAGGAUGCGUGGGACAUUGCUGCCAUCGCUGCUUUCUUUGCCAUGUCCAACCGUCUCGCCCACCUCACCGACAUGAGGCCAAACUUAGAAUUUUAUAAUAUGGGCCGUAUACCACGGGACAAGAGCAAGGAGAAGGGGAAAGAGAAAGGAGAGUAGCGUUACAGACAGAUGUCAGGGUGUUUUUUGGGUUUUUUUGCUCCCUUUUGUGUGAAGAAUUAAAAGAUUCCUGCUUAAAUGAGAUGCAAUAUUAGAUCUAUAGUUAUCCAACUAGAUAAGUAAUUCUAUUUGAAUGUUAACACUAGAAAUGGGAAUUGAUAACAUUUUAAUUGAUACCAAUGCCAGUAUCGAUUCUGCUUAUUGGUCCAGUUCUUUAUCAAUUCCCCGAAAGAUUCCUGAUAAAUUUUCCUAGUGGAAAAAGGGUAGGCCUACAUUGGUUUCCAGCAUCAACACAACUGUUUUGUCAUCUCUGAAUCUGAACACACUGUCGCAACAGAGCAGAAAAAAAGGCAUACAUGUGACUCAGUCUGUCUGUCAUCAUAUAUAAAAAAAAGACAAUAUUUGCUCAGCAUUUAUUUUCAUUUAGAUUUUCGUAGUCAAAGAGAAAACCUGCUAAGCCAGGCUGAGUGGUGCCAUUGUUAUUAUAACACCCUUUCAGCAGCACAGAUGCAUUGUUCUCUCCUCUCUGCCGUGGCUUGUUUAUGUUGGAAGUUUUCAGCAGCAUAGACGCAUGAGUUUGACAUUACUGUUUGCCAAUGUGCAACUAUCAGAAAAACAUACUGAAGUCUGUUUCCCCUGGAGAUAUCGUAUCUUAACCUUUUCCAAACCCUUAGCAUGAAUCCUAACCACUGAGGGCGGCACUACGCAUUAACAACAGGGAAACACUAUUCGAUGGGGGAUCACUAUCCGCAACACCGUCAUUGAUAAAAGGAAGUGAUGAGCUCGGAAGAAAAUGGGUUUGAUGGAUCAGACUAUUUUGAGAACUGGUGCUCAAGUGGAACUGGUUCUCGGUAACCAUCCCUAGUUAACACUGGAAUUAGUUUAUUCUGAGAUCAUAAUUUACGUUCUACAGUCGCUUGAGUGAGCCAUGGUCGACAUGGAGAAACACUUGGCACUGAAAACGGAAGAAAGUGAAAUAACUGACCUCACUGAUAUUUUAGUAAAAGCUUCAAAUCAGUCAAAAGUCUCCUACUAUUACCAAAGUGUUUCUGCACGGUCACCACUUUAAACAUAGCACUUAAAGCUCCCUCACUUUUCUUUAUAAUCCUCUCAUGUGUAAAUGUGCAUUAUAUCUGAAUGACUCCAGUCUUUAAAAUUCCUGCUCAUUUAGAUGACAAAGAGGCAUGAGAGAAAAUCUGUUUGAUAUGUACCUUCCUGUGUGUGUGUUAAUGAGGCAGACACAGUUUUGUCGGUGUAUUAUUUGUCAUUGUCUGUAACUGCUGUCAUUAUUUCUACGUAUUUACCUUGAUAUUUUGACAUUUUUUAGGUGGCUUUAGUUGUCACUUGAAACUUGCCAUAUGGUGGGGAAAAGUUACUUUUUUUGCACCUAUUUGUCCAUUAUAUUAAACUUAAACUGACAUCA